GCGGGGCCACGGGUUCGCUCCCGGCCGCGCCCUCUGGCGACCCCGACGCCCCAGAGGGUCCCCGCACGGCGCGCAGAGCGGCUGCGCAGAGCCUGGCCUCCGCCUUAAGCAGCUAACUUUGCGCACGGUGCGGAUGCGGGGACCCUGCCCGUGGGGGCGCCUGUGGCAGGGGUGGGUGAGGGGCGGAAGUGGCAAAACCGAGAGCAACAGGAAAUGACUUAGGGAAAGUCCCGACCGCAGCCCCCAGCCCCUGGUCGUGAGCACCCCACCCUGCGGCGGGGGAGGGCUCCUGGGGCCCCACCGAGCGACUUCCCCUUGCAGAACCCCGCGGGUGCCGAGCUCUGCCCGGGGCCUCCCUCACUUCCGAAGAGCCAUGUUCCAGGCUGCAGGAGCCGCCCAGACCACCCCCUCGCAUGAAAGCACGGGCGGUGGCGGCGGCAGCACUGUGCAGCGCUCCAAGUCCUUCAGCCUUCGGGCCCAGGUGAAGGAGACCUGCGCCGCCUGCCAGAAGACAGUGUACCCCAUGGAGCGGCUGGUGGCCGACAAGCUCAUCUUCCACAGCUCCUGCUUCUGCUGCAAGCACUGCCAUGCCAAGCUGAGCCUGGGCAGCUACGCGGCUCUCCAUGGCGAGUUUUACUGCAAGCCCCACUUCCAGCAGCUGUUCAAGAGCAAAGGCAACUACGAUGAGGGCUUCGGCCGCAAGCAGCACAAGGAGCUCUGGACCCACAAGGAGGUGGACCCUGGCGCCAAGACAGCCUGAGGCCCGCCGUCCUCCGCGCGCGCUCUGCGGAGGGCCUGAACUGGGCCUUUGGGAGGGCGGCAGAGGGUGGUUUCAGGCCGGGCCGGGUGGCAGGGUGGCAGGGCGACGCUCCUCGGGCCGAGGUGCCAGGUGCGGGGCUCCUUCCUUCUCGCAGG
Molecule: messenger RNA, 915 nt
Organism: Octodon degus (degu)
Lineage: Eukaryota; Metazoa; Chordata; Mammalia; Rodentia; Octodontidae
Gene: Limd2
Product: LIM domain containing 2
Exons: 4
Coding region: 374-760 (128 amino acids)
Biological process (GO): actin filament bundle assembly
Cellular component (GO): plasma membrane; actin cytoskeleton
Molecular function (GO): actin filament binding
Source: RefSeq, a predicted model, not a curated record